AUGGCAUUGAGCCAACCUGUGGUCCAUGUAAGCGACGAGAGACCUUGUGCUCCUAUCCCGUUGGAAGCGCAAGGAAAAUUCGUGACAAUCAGUAAGACCAUGCUGCACAUAUACUGGACAUACUUCGAGCCAACUGUAGUUGUGACUGCCAGGUAUAUACACCGGUUACACACCGUUGAUCGAGCUGCAUCUACAAGAGCCACUCACAUUCCUGCCUCUGGAAGCCCACUUGCUUCAAUAGGACCCAAAAAUGGACUGAGAACGCCAAAUGGUGUCAGUAAUCGGAGUGAGCUGGAUAAAAAUACCAUUGGCUCUCAGAGCAUGUCUCUGCAAGCACUUGCAGAAGGGGACCGUACUGCUAUAUUUCCACACUCCCCCAUGAGCAAUGACGAAAACAAUGCCUUUAGUCCUAGAACAAGGCAAGCCUCGGGCUUCCGAAAUUCGAGAGGAAGCCAAAGCCGAAUCACCGCAAUGGGUAUAACACCCGACGGACUCUUCGGUUUGUCAGAGAAUGAGGACGAGUUCUUCGGUGACUCUUCGGUCGCCUCUUUUCUGAAGCAAAUCAAAGAUUCUGCAACGAAAGAGUCUGAACGAGGAAGCUCGACAGCAUAUCCGAUUCCGCUUGCGACUUCUGGCACACCAUCAAUUGCAAUGCCACCGGUGGCAGAGAAUGGUCCGAGUGUCAAAGCCUACGAUCUACCACCACGGCAACUAGCUGACUACCUUCUGAACCUCUAUUUCGAAAAAAUACACAGCCUGUAUCCAUAUGUCCAUAAGACAAGCUUCCUUCGUACUUAUGGACGCCUAUGGAUGCCACUGGCAGAGACAGACGCGGAGACCAUCUUGUCCGGGCUGGGCUUAGGAGAUGCAUGCGCGUCCCUGCCACUCUUCCAUUGUGCAUUGAACAUUAUCUUUGCUUUAGGGUGCCACUUCUCCAAAUUAGAUCAAACGGCGCGGGAAGCUACGGCAGAAGAGUUCUUUCAGCGCUCGCAGCGACUACUGAACAUGAUAUCACUUGAUAAAGGUGAUUUAGCCCUAGUACAAACAUUACUCCUGACAUCACAAUACUUGCAAGGAGGCGAGUCCCCAUCGAGAUGUUGGAAUAUUAUUGGUCUUGCUUGCAGAAUUGCACAGUCACUUGGAAUGCAUUCUCUUAAGGCAGAUAGGACCAGAACUCCAGCCCAAAUACAGAUGAGAAGGCGCGUCUGGCAUGGAUGUGUAAUGCUUGAUCUAAUCCCAAGAGCAAGUAGUAUGAUGCUGGGUCGACCUCCCAUGACUCAUUCUUCCGCAGUACCUCUUCCAGAAGCUAUCGAUGAUGAAUAUCUCGAUUCAGCCAUGGCAACAUGCCAACCAUCAACGGAAACGCUUUCAGGAACUGAAUUCUAUGUCAGAACUCUUCAGCUAUACAAAAUACUACGAAAGAUUCUAUCCGAGGUCUAUGAGCCUUGGGAGGACGAGAGGGCUCCUGAUCAGUCAGAGCGGCCAAAGUCUGAAAACGAGCUAGCCCAGACAUUGCUAAGUUUGGAUGAGGAGCUUCUGGCGUUUGAAUCAAACCUUCCAGUGGCUCUACAAUGGCGUGAUGCACAGCAGCCCGCGGAUGUGGCUGGACCAUUCCGUCGUGAGAGCAGUCUAUUGAGGGGAAGGUUCCUUCAUUUGAGGAUAUUGCUUCUUCGUCCUACGCUUGUCAAGUUUUGCCGUAACGAUUUCCCACCGCGUCAAGCGGGUGGCUACCCUCGAUACCGACAAGUAUUAUCAAAAAGCAGAAUAUCCGUGGAUUUCAGUAUCAGCUGCUCGACAUCAUGUGUUGAAACUGCAAUUGAGCUGUCGCACCUUAUGAAUGAUAUUUCAACGACUGAAUUAGCAAGUGUUUGGUGGUACAAUGUCUUUUAUGCUUUUACCGCUGGCGUUGUUCUCAUACUGGCUCAGGCGUCUCCUGCUUUGACGUCUAAAUUUUCUCAGCCAGUCUUGGAGAAUGCUUGGAAAAGCUGUUGUGACUGCUUGGAAAACAUGAACCCGUACAGCAACACGGCCAGAAACUGCGCCACCAAUUUGCGGAAGACUCUAUCUCAAGUGCUAGACAGCCAAGGACAUGAAGCUAGAGUGCUUACCAAUAAACCUGUGCCUCAGACUACAGGCCAAUAUCCGGGCCACGACACAAGUUUACCUAGGGCACCGAAUUACCUUCCGACUCUCGCUGGAUCAGAAGUUGGCGAUGAUUCCAGUCAAGGCGCUCUGGAUACUCAAUUCUCUGAGGCAUUGGACUCUCUCUGGAGUGGAGAUGAUGUGAACAGUUCUUUGAUGGAGAUGCUAUGGGAUGACCUUUGGUUGACAGCGCCAUCAUUUUUCUAACAUUAGCAUUGGGUGUGGGUGUCAUUGUGGAAUGCAGCGACGAUGAGGCAAUUUAGUACUAGAGAUGAUUCUCUGUCUUUGGCCCUGCGAACGAUAAAUCGUACGCCGUCUUUCUCAUAACAGAUGGAGCUCGUGCAAAGCAUAUGUAUCCGGUUAUCCUAUCAAGUAAGUCUUACCGCGAAAACCCGGAACACAUGAAGCCCAACCAUUGUUGAGGCUAAUCGAAUGUUCCGAAGGGGGAGGGCUGCCUGGUCAGCAUACAGGACUAGCUAGGAACCCGAAAUACAAGGCC
Aspergillus welwitschiae is the source of this 2641-nucleotide messenger RNA. Its product is annotated as fungal specific transcription factor domain-containing protein. NCBI's taxonomy places the organism in Eukaryota, Fungi, Ascomycota, Eurotiomycetes, Eurotiales, Aspergillaceae. Gene Ontology annotation, molecular function: RNA polymerase II cis-regulatory region sequence-specific DNA binding; DNA-binding transcription factor activity, RNA polymerase II-specific; zinc ion binding. The coding region runs from base 1 to 2349 and encodes 782 amino acids. Gene Ontology annotation, biological process: positive regulation of transcription from RNA polymerase II promoter by galactose; DNA-templated transcription. The transcript is spliced from 4 exons. The record is from RefSeq and is a predicted model, not a curated record. Gene Ontology annotation, cellular component: nucleus.